Pyrgilauda ruficollis (rufous-necked snowfinch) is the source of this 792-nucleotide messenger RNA. Its product is annotated as phospholipid scramblase family member 5-like. Gene Ontology annotation, biological process: plasma membrane phospholipid scrambling. Gene Ontology annotation, molecular function: phospholipid scramblase activity. Lineage: Eukaryota; Metazoa; Chordata; Aves; Passeriformes; Passeridae. The coding region runs from base 1 to 792 and encodes 263 amino acids. The record is from RefSeq and is a predicted model, not a curated record. The transcript has 7 exons. Gene Ontology annotation, cellular component: plasma membrane.
AUGGCCUCUCAAGAAUCUCAGGGACAAACCAAAUUAAUCUUUAAGGAUUACCUCCCUGGUUCUUCUGACAUUCCUCAACAGAAUGCGCCUGUUGACCCAACAAGUCUCUGGAAGCAGACAUCACACGCUCAUAAUUUGCCACCUGGUCUGGAGUACCUGAACCAGCUGGACCAGAUAAUUAUCCAUCAGCAAGUGGAUCUUCUGGAAGCCAUACUUGGCACAGAGACCUCCAGCAAAUACGAGAUAAAGAACCCCUUGGGACAGAGAGUUUACUUUGCAGUGGAAGAGAACGGCUGCUUUGACCGCAAGCUGUGCUCGCCCGUCAGGGCCUUCACCAUCAGGAUUGCGGAUAACGCGGGCCGCGAGGUGAUCCGGGUCAUCAGACCCCUGAGGUGCAGCAGCUGCUGCUUCCCCUGCUUCCUGCAGGAGUUAGAAGUUCAGUCCCCACCAGGUACAGUAGCUGGGUACGUUGUACAGAACUGGGACCCUUUUCUGCCAAAGUUUACUAUACAGAAUGAAAGCAGAGAAGAUGUGCUAAAAAUAAUUGGCCCAUGUGCAACCUGUGGCUGUUUUGAAGAUGUUGACUUUGAGGUAAAAGCUCUCGAUGAGAUGACUACCAUCGGCAAAAUUUCCAAGUAUUGGUCUGGAUUUGUCAACAACGUCUUCACCAACACCGCCAACUUUGGGAUCCAGGUCCCUGUAGAUCUCGAUGUGAGGAUCAAGGCAGUCAUGAUUGGUGCUUGUUUCCUCAUUGACUUAAUGUUCUUUGAAAACUCUUUGGAUGGAUUAUAA